Molossus molossus (Pallas's mastiff bat) is the source of this 1724-nucleotide messenger RNA. RefSeq names its product retina and anterior neural fold homeobox (gene RAX). The transcript has 3 exons. The record is from RefSeq and is a predicted model, not a curated record. Gene Ontology annotation, molecular function: DNA-binding transcription factor activity, RNA polymerase II-specific; RNA polymerase II cis-regulatory region sequence-specific DNA binding. The coding region runs from base 237 to 1280 and encodes 347 amino acids. Lineage: Eukaryota; Metazoa; Chordata; Mammalia; Chiroptera; Molossidae. Gene Ontology annotation, biological process: positive regulation of transcription by RNA polymerase II.
UGGGAGUCGCACCUUCCGACUCCUGCAGUGACCCGGGCGGCCGCGGGCGGAGCGCUCGCCCACCUCCAGCGAGCGCAGCUCCGCCGACGUUACCCGCCGAGCUUGACCUUGGAUCCGUAGCCAUCGGGUUGGCCGGCCGCACAGGGGAAUCGUCGACUUCGACCCUCUUCUCUGUCUCCAAAACAGACGGCGCUGCCGAGAGUGCGGGCCGCGCCCUCCUGCCUCCUGCUCUCCCCAUGCACCUGCCCGGCUGCUCUCCAGCCAUGGCCGACGGCAGCUUCUCGCUCGCCGGCCACCUGCUCCGCAGCCCGGGUGGGAGCACCUCGCGGCUGCACAGCAUCGAAGCCAUCCUGGGAUUUACCAAGGGUGACGGGAUCCUAGGCUCCUUCCCGGCAGAGCUGGGCGCCCGGGGCGCUAAGGAACGGGAUGGGAGGCCCGGCGCGCGGGCUGCCUGUCCUAAGGCGCCCGGGGGAGGCGCCGAGCCCUCCCCGCCGCCCGCCCCGGCGCCCGCUCCCGAGUACGAAGCCCCUCGCCCCUACUGCCCCAAGGAGCCCGGGGAGGCGCGGCCGAGCCUAGGGCUGCCUGUCGGACCCGCCGCCGGCGACGUGAAGCUCUCCGAGGAGGAGCCGCCCAAGAAGAAGCACCGGAGGAACCGCACGACCUUCACCACGUACCAACUGCACGAGCUGGAGCGAGCGUUCGAGAAGUCCCACUACCCCGACGUGUACAGCCGCGAGGAGCUGGCGGGCAAAGUCAACCUACCCGAGGUCCGGGUCCAGGUGUGGUUCCAGAACCGACGGGCCAAGUGGCGGCGGCAGGAGAAGCUGGAAGUGUCGUCCAUGAAGCUGCAGGACUCGCCCCUCCUCUCCUUCAGCCGCUCCCCGCCCUCAGCCGCUCUGGCGCCCCUCGGGGCGGGCCCAGGCGGCGGCGGAGGGCCGGCAGGGGGCGCCCUGCCGCUGGAGUCCUGGCUUGGGCCGCCGUUGCCCGGCGGGGGCGCCACGGCGCUGCAGAGCCUGCCGGGCUUCGGGCCGCCGGCGCAGAGCCUGCCCGCCAGCUACACACCGCCGCCGCCACCGCCGCCGCCUUUCCUGAACUCGCCCCCGCUGGGCCCCGGCCUGCAGCCUCUGGCGCCGCCGCCACCCGCCUACCCCUGCGGACCGGGCUUCGGGGACAAGUUCCCGCUGGACGAAGCGGACCCACGCAACAGCAGCAUCGCGGCGCUGCGCCUGAAGGCCAAGGAGCACAUCCAGGCCAUCGGGAAGCCCUGGCAGGCCCUCUAGGGGCACAAAGGACCAAAUCGGGGCAGACAACCCUCCUGGGAGCCGACCCCGAGCCGCAAACGUGCACCCCUUCUCCCCGGGUCCCCCGACUCGGCUACUUCUUCCCCGUUCCGCCCGAAGCUGCAGCCAGGCUUGGGGCUUGGGUGCGCGUCUGCUCCUGACUCACCCGGGAGGACUGACCCUCAGGCUGGCCGAAUUCCCUUGGCCACCCCAAACCUUCAUAGACCCCCCGAGCCCUGCUGCUGGAGGGGGAGAAGCGGCCUGGCCAGCCACGCUACUCCCACCCUCGGGGGCCCCGGAGCCUCCAGUCUCAAGGGACCCAAAGCGCCUGACCUGGGCCGCUCCUGACGGCCUGGCAACCCCAGAUAGCGACAACUGGGAGGAAGGGGAGGUGGGGAAAUAGAGUUUGAAGAACUGUUUGUAUAAGUAGUUUCAAAAUAUUUG